AAACACAUCCUCCAACCGCUCACGAGGAAAAACCACUGCCUCCUCCUCCGCCCGCUUGCCCCUUUCCCCUCCCCUUUCUUUAAAACUUUUCCCCUCUUUUUCCUGCGCUACAGAAGAAGAAGAAAUGUGCCCCGGAGAUAUAUAAAAGGGCAGGGCAUCCAAGGAGGCGCCGCAGAAGAAGAAGAAAUCAUCAUCAUAUCUUUGAGUCACAGCAAUGGACAACAGUGGGGGGCGAAGAGUUCUUGUCCCAAUGCAAAUGCCAGGGGCGAACCAGAGCGGGGGAAGCAGGGGCGAACCAGGAGCAUAUGCAGUGCUGCAAUUAGUGGGCUUUGCUCACUCUCCCAAUGGGAAUACCAAUGCGACGCCCACAAUUAUCUGGUCGCCGACGGCGGGGGCGGCGGCUUCGCCCCUGCCCUCCCCUCGAAACGCGACGACAGCAGGAGCGGCGGCGGCGAUGGAGUCUCCGCGAGCACAGCCCUCCGAGGCGGAGAAAGCCCAACAGCAGCAGCAGGUGGCCACGACCUUCGUGCAGGCGGACACAUCUUCCUUCAAAGAAGUGGUGCAGAAGCUCACUGGUGCCUCGGAUGAGAAGAAGCUGCCCAUCACCAUGCCCGCCCGUUACUUGCCGCGAUCGGCCCCUACCUCGGCCCCUGCAGCCGCCGCUGUGCAGGCAGACCACCAGCAAAACCUGGCGCCCAAGCCUGCCUUCGAAGUGGGUCCGCGAAAGGCGGCGUUCAAGCCGCAGCUGCAUGAGCGGCGGCAGAAUUUGAGAAGGUUGGGCAUCAAUGUGAAUCCGAGCCCGCCCUCACCCCUUAGGGUGAAUCUGAACGGGCGAAUGAUUAACCCCCCUGAAAUCUUAUCGCCCUCCAUGCUGGAUUUCCCUUCUCUGGUUCUGAGUCCCGUGACGCCUCUGGGUGGCGAUCCCUUCAUUGACUGCCCUUCCUCCACUACCUCCACCACCUCCACCUCUGCCUCCUCCUGCUCGCUCACUGAGGAGGACAAGGCCAUUGCCGAAAAGGGAUUCUAUUUGCACCCCUCGCCGCUCCACACGCCCCGGGGUUCUGAGCCCGAACUGCUGCCCCUCUUUCCUCUGCACUCUCCCAGGGACUCCGAUGCCUCUUCUUAACUUCUUGAAAAAUCAAUGAAUGCCCUUGCUCUUGGCCAACGGUCAUUGACCUGUUUCUUGUUUUCGAUUUCGUCAACAAUUUGCACGCCCUGGUAACUCGUCUUCUGACCUCAUACGGCCAAAUGGUAUCUGUUUUGGUUUUGCUGGAUCUGGCCUCCCGCGAGCUUUUCCUGAACGAGUGUCAGGGCCAAAUGUUUUCUCUUUUUAACUCUCAGUAAGUACUUAUGUUUGAUGUAUCAUAUCUAUUGAUUUGUAUGGACUUAAUCUCUCUCAGAUUGCUUGGCAUGUAACCAUGGAUUCAAAUGCCCCAUCCUUUUUUCCCUGCUACAUGUGAUCAGUAAUUGUGAAUUUAUGCUUUUUCUACUGUUACAAAUGACGAUCUCUCAGUUUUUUGGCCUCGUGUGUAUUAAUAAAUAAGCAUCUCAAAAUCGUUGCUUUGUGAA
Messenger RNA from Cryptomeria japonica (Japanese cedar), 1569 nucleotides. RefSeq names its product VQ motif-containing protein 4. The record is from RefSeq and is a predicted model, not a curated record. Lineage: Eukaryota; Viridiplantae; Streptophyta; Pinopsida; Cupressales; Cupressaceae. Bases 215 to 1126 code for a protein of 303 amino acids. The transcript has a single exon.